AUGAAUGAAUUGUAUGAUAUUUCAUUUGAUUUGUUUGAAUUUCAAGAAUUUUUAGGUUAAGGAUCUUUUGGAUCUGUAUUAAAAGCAUUAAAUAAGUAGACACAAUAAUUAGUAGCAGUCAAAGUAAUAAUGGAUUUACUAAUUAAUUCUAGGUUAUUAAAAAGAAAUCUCUAUUCUAAUCUGAAUAAUUAUUAUAAGAAGCUCAUAUUUUGUAAGAGUUGUCACAUCCUAACAUUGUUAAGUUUUUUGGUGUACAUGAGACUGAUUCUAGAAUUCUAAUUGAAAUGGAACUCAUCUAAGGAGGUAUUGUUUAUUAUUCAUAGUAUUAAUAGGUUCAUUAAGUUCCUUAUCUAAGUGUUCUGAAGAAUAGACAAAAUAUAUUAUGUAUUCAAUAUUCAAUGCAUUAUAAUAUAUGCAUAAUAAUAAUAUUGCUCACAGAGACCUAAAAUUAGAAAACAUUUUAAUAACUCAUGAUUUAAGCCUACUCAAAGUAAGUGAUUUUGGGUUAAGUACAGGAUAUGCUUCCUUAAUGACAAAAUAAUGUGGAACUCUUAUUUAUAUGGCUCCUGAAUAAUUAAAUAAUAGAAUCUAUAAUAAAGCUAUUGAUAUUUGGGCUGCUGGUGUAAUCAUGUACUAAUUAAUUGUUGGAUAACAUCCUUAUUAUUAAAAAGGUUGUGAUUUAGCAUAAGCCUAAUUAAACAUGCAUGAAUUAUGCAAACCAUAUCUUAAUGAGUAAAUUACACAUUUUUAAUCUAGAGUAUUCAAUAUAGUCUAUUUCGAAGAUUAACAGAAAUUAACCCAACUAAAAGAUAUAGUGCUACUCAAGCUCUAUUACAUCCUUGGUUUAAUUAUGGUAAUGAUGAACCUUUAAAUAUGGAAGAACAAUUUCAAUAAUGGAAAUAAUCAUUAAAAUUACAUAAAUUUAUUCUUGCUUUAAUGAUCUUAGGCAAAUUAGGAUAUUAAAAACAUAUAAUCAAUAAAGAAUUUUAUCAUUAAAUUUCUAAGUAGAUCUAAUAGAAUUAAAAAAUAGAUCUCUUAGGAAAUUAUGAUUAAUUAUUUGCAGACUAUUAAUAAUCCUUAAAUCAAGAUUAGAAAUAUCAAAUCUCUGCCCAAAUUAAUAAAAUUGAUUAAAAUACUAGAAUCGAUUUUCAUACAACUAUAGAUUCCACAAAAUAAUCAAAUUCAACUAUUCUUCAAUCUUCCAAAUUUUUAAUACCCUCCUCUAAUAAAUAACCAAUCAAAGCAAUUAAAAUCAAUUCUUACAAUCAAACGCCAAUUGUUGUUGAAGAUAUUGAGUAAGAAUAAAUGAUGAUGAAAUUAUCAGUUAAGAAUAAAGAAAUUCAAGAAAAAUAAAUUAUUAGAUAACCAUUCAUUAUCUAAUCAACUAAACUAAAUAGUAUUUCUGAUAUUAAUCAAUAAUUCAUCAAGGAUAAUUAAUUAAUAAAUUAAAAAAGUGUUGAUAAAUAAUUUGAAUAAUCAACUGCUUCAAGUCCAAAUAAAUCUCCUUAAACUCAAAAGAAAAAAAGAGUUAAAAAAUCAUAAAUAAAAUAGGAUACAAAUGAUCAUAUUAUAUAGAAUAAUUAUUCAAGAAUACCUAGUAUGGUCUAAAAAUAAGAUUAUAAUAAUAAUAUCGGACCAUAAUCCCCAACUCAAAAAAAUAAAUUCAAAAUACAUUUAAAACCUUUAAAUCAUAUCCCUAUGAUGACAAAUUCAUAAUAAAAUGAUGGAAAUUUAUCGCUACGUCCUCGUAAUUCAAGAUUAUCUGUCAAUAAAGAAUUCUAUGCUCCUCCAAUCUUAGAUUUAAGUAAUCUAGCUUUGGAAUGCAUGAGUCCUAAAUAUCGUAAAAUUAGAGCUAUUAGUUUAAAUAAUUAAAAAAAAAAAAUGAAAUUCAGUCUUUAACAGUUUUAGGAAUCGUUGGGAAUAAUAAUUUUAAGAUGA
This is a messenger RNA of Paramecium sonneborni, 1938 nucleotides long. The record is from the annotation of a GenBank genome assembly. NCBI's taxonomy places the organism in Eukaryota, Ciliophora, Oligohymenophorea, Peniculida, Parameciidae.